Tympanuchus pallidicinctus (lesser prairie-chicken) is the source of this 1951-nucleotide messenger RNA. It is a transcript of the gene CDR2, whose product is annotated as cerebellar degeneration related protein 2. Lineage: Eukaryota; Metazoa; Chordata; Aves; Galliformes; Phasianidae. The transcript has 5 exons. Bases 126 to 1496 code for a protein of 456 amino acids. The record is from RefSeq and is a predicted model, not a curated record.
GUCCGGAAACGUUCGGCAAUGGCCGGAGGCGGCUUUUAAGGCAAGGAGCGGCAGCCGGCUCGCCCUGCCCCGCCGCCGCCCGGCGCGAGGUGAGCGCUGCGCCCUGUCCGCUAGGGAAGGGCGCGAUGCUGGCCGACAGCCUGGUGGAGGAGUUUGAGAUCCGCGAGGAUGAGCCGUGGUACGACCAGCAGGACCUGCAGCAAGAUCUUCACCUUGCUGCUGAGCUUGGGAAGACGCUACUGGACCGCAACACUGAAUUAGAAGAAUCUUUACAGCAAAUGUAUGCAACAAAUCAAGAGCAACUGCAAGAGAUAGAGUAUCUCACAAAGCAAGUGGAGCUCUUGCGUCAAAUGAAUGAUCAACAUGCAAAAGUUUAUGAACAGUUGGAUGUGACAGCAAGAGAACUAGAAGACACUAAUCAAAAGCUAGUUGCAGAGAGCAGAGCAUCACAACAAAAGAUACUAAGCUUGACAGAGACUAUUGAAAAUCUGCAGACACACAUAGAUGACCUGCAAAGGCAAGUAGAAGAGCUGAAAAAGUCUGGACGAGGCCGGAUGAACCAUGAGAGAUCUGACCAGCCAAGAUCAAUGCACAGCUUCUCGUGUUUGAAGGAGCUGUAUGACCUUCGCCAGUAUUUUGUUUAUGAUCACGUGUUUGCAGAAAAGAUUACUUCAAUGGAUAGUCAGCUAAAUCCUCUGGAAGAAGAAAAUGAGAACUUGAAGAAGGCAGUUACAGUUCUGCAAGCCCAACUCAACCUAGAAAAAGAGAAGAGGGUAACAAUGGAAGAGGAAUACAGUCUUGUGGUGAAAGAGAACUGCGACCUUGAACAGAGGCUUGUUGAUAUUGACUUGUAUCGGGCUCGUGCAGAGGAGUUGGAAGUGGAAGUAGCUGAAAUGCGACAGAUGCUUCAAUCUGAAAACACGCUCCACAAUGCAGAGAAAUUGGUGCCAGAAUCCUUUUUCAUUUCAUUUAAAGAAUCUUUAGAAAGGGAGCUUGGUCAGAGCCCAGCUGAUGAUGGGCUUCUGACUGUCCCUGAACUUGAGAAAAAGGCAUUGAAGCGGAGCAGUAGUGAAAAUUUCCUGAGUAGUGCUGCAGGGGGAGACAUUCUAAGGGGCCAUGAAGAAACGUGCAUCAGGAGAGCUGAAGCUGUGAAGCAGCGGGGAAUCUCUGUACUCAAUGAAGUUGAUGCUCAGUAUAAUGCUCUGAAAGUGAAAUAUGAGGAACUUUUGAAGAAGUGUCAAAUGGAUGAAGAUUCUUUGAAACACAAGGCUGUACAAACACUGAAGCAGUAUUCUAAAGACAGUGUGGGAAAUACCCAGUAUGAUCUUUCAGCUAACAAUCAAGAAUUCACGAAUGCAGGAGAAUCACUUUGCUCCACAAAUACUCUUCCUGAAUAUAAAGCACUCUUCAAGGAAAUCUUUAGCUGUAUCAAAAAAACAAAGGAAGAAAUAGAUGAGCACAGAUCUAAGUACAAGUCCCUUUCUUCUCAGCCAUAACGUUAGAUGUUCUGAUGACUGAUUUGUUGCUGGUGACUAAUUUGUUGCCCAGAAAGGGGGAAAGACUUUACACAAAUGUCGAAAGACCCCUUGCACAGAUGUUUCUUUUAGCACUAAAAAGGAAUGUUUUCAAUUGGCUCAUAGAGAGUAGUUAAAAAGCUAGUUAGACUAGCAGUCUCCCUGUAGGUACGUAGCAAUAGAUGUAAUGUUGUUUGGCACUGUCACACGAACUAGUGGUUGUAAAGGAAACAAAUUGUAGCUUGAUACUACAAUGCUACUUAAUACACUUGAUUUCUGGCAGAAACUGACAAUGGUUUUCCUAGUCCACUUCAAAUUAACAGAGCUAAGAAAUCCGUACACUACUUCUCACAAAGAACUAGGUAAAAGCUUUUCUUUAACUUGCAUGUGAUCAUCUAGCCCAGUAACUGUAAAAAAAAAAAACAAAAAACCAAAAA